GGCCUGCGGUAAAGCCGUUCUCGCGCUCCGGUGUAAACUCGGCUUCGACGACGGCACGUAAUCGGUGGACAAUAUUGGUCCGGAGUGCGCUCGUCGCGCGUGUACGCGAGUGUUCACACCGCACCAGCCCGGGAGCGCGCUCUCUUGUUUUUGUUGUUGUUGUUGUUGUUAUUGUUGUUAUUACCAUUAUUAUUAGGCUUUCGUUUGCCGCCGCCGCUAACUCGACGGUCCGUCGCCCGUGACCAGAGAGACACACACGGUCGUCGACGAUUGUUUUCCGCUAGUCGAACACCCGCCGCCGCCGGUCGUAGUUGUGCAACGCUCCGAGUGCGCGUGCCCGCCGCGGAACGAAAAAACGGGUUUCGCCCGGAGGAAAACGUACGACGACCGCAGAGUUUUAGAACCGUUUGAGUAGGGGCGCGCUCGAAAGGUUUUCGUAAUAUUAUCCUCGCGCGCGGUUCGACGUCCGCGUGUCGCAACUUGUUAUUCGCCUGGUCACGUCGUCGUUUUCACGUACCUACCUCAGCGCUCCCGCACGGAGAUCGUUUUUUUCUUUUUUCUUUUUCUAAUUUUCCUUUCCGUUCCCGGUUCUCGUAAAAACGCUGCUGCACGGCGCCGCCAUCGCCGCCGCCGCGACAUUCAUCCGCAACCACCAUGUCGGCCGAGUCCCGUGAGAUGGAAGAAAACUUCGAGACGAUAAAAGGGCUAUUCGUCAACAUGACCCAAGCAAUAAUGCAGAACGAAAAGCAACAGCAAAAAUUGGAAAAAGACAUAAAAAUGCUCGAAGACUCUAACAAACUUCUGCACGAGUCCAAUGACAGAUUGUUGAGAGUGAACGAAAAACAGCGGACAAUGCUUGACACUUUGGAUAAAUACAAGGAUAAAAUUAAUUUGCUAAGCACUGAAUUAGAUGAUGUGAAAAAGGAAAAUAUACGAUUGAAAGACUCGAUUAAUAACAGACCUCAAUGUGUACCACAGCCAUGUACCGAUGCAUGUUCGUCAGACACAUUAAAAAUCUACAACGGAUUACUUCAAGACAAAAUUGUUGAUCUUGAAAAACAGCUUCUGGAUAACCAAAAUACAUCAUGCCAACAAGUCUCUAAUACUCGUAUUUAUGAUCUUUUAAAUCAAAUUUCCAAAUGUAACGUUAGAAUCAACACAUUACAUAUGGAAAACAAAUCGUUGAAAGAACAACUUUCAAACUUCCGAAACAUGCAUACUCAGAUAAUAGCUGAAAUGCAAUUAAAUAAUAUCAGUAAUGCUAAUGGUGGUGGUCUACUGGAAAGUACUAGUGAUGAAAGCAUUCAUCCUAUGAUAAUUGAUCAAAAUGAUGAAAACGAACUAAAACCACUUCAAGUGAAUAUUAUAGACAGCGAUGCAGAUGAGUCAACAAGUCCGUAAUUUUCAUAGAAGAUUUGAUCGGUACCAUUUUUUUUUUUUUAACUACUUUCUUAAUUUGUUAUUCAUUACUAUGUUAAUUUGUUAAAAUAAAUGUAUUCAUUAGCUUAUAGUUAUUCGAAUAAGUAGCUUCAUAAAAAUAUAUAUUAAUUAUAUCAAGAGAUUUUUUUUUUUUUGGUUAUUCAAUAAUACAUUUUCUGCUCAUUGUUUAUUUUUCGACAGAAACCUUUAACUGAGGAGUGUUACUUUAUUAGCUUUAUUAACUUAAAUAUCAAAAAUGUUUCAAUGGUCAUAAAUAAAUUUUAUUACUAGAUAUUGUGUUGUUAAGAUGAUUAUAACAAUGUGAAAUUUAUAUCAUUGCUAUUAAGUAAAAGGUUUGCGCCAUUUUUAAAUAUUGAUGAUUAUUUGCACCCAUUUA
Molecule: messenger RNA, 1816 nt
Organism: Sipha flava (yellow sugarcane aphid)
Lineage: Eukaryota; Metazoa; Arthropoda; Insecta; Hemiptera; Aphididae
Exons: 7
Coding region: 655-1401 (248 amino acids)
Source: RefSeq, a predicted model, not a curated record